GUCAUUAAUUAUUAGCUUUCCUUUGUUUCAGGUUUAAACUAAGCAGAGGAUCAUAUGACAUCGAAGUACCGCGAGAUUGAUUCGAAAGUUGUGCAUUCGAAUCACAUUCGCGGUAUUGUGAUGUCAUCAUUAGACCGAUUUGCGCAGCCCUGCAUAAAAUAGAACACACCUAAUGAGAGUCGUAUGUCAGAUAGGGGGUGGCGCGUGUGACGUUCAUCACAGGCAGCAAGGGAGGGGUGACGAAAAAGAAAGAGAACUUUUUCCGACAGUUUUUCUUCCACCAAAUAGAAAAUUCAUACGAAGAGAAUUAAUCGGAAGUUUUGUCGGCGGGUGAAAGCGGGGAGAAGAUCAAAAAGAGGCGGAGAAUUGAGAAAACGUCUGCGAAGCUCCUCUAUGCAACAGAUGACCGCAUUAAAAAUUGACACAGUGUGAAGUGUGUGGCCUUUUGACAGGAGAGAGACAUGACUUCAGAACUGGACUCCAGUUUGACCAGCAUUGACUGGCUUCCCCAACUGGGAAUUAGCACACUGCGUUCAGGGAAAGAAAGAGUGGAGCGGAAAAAGGAACGAGGAAGAGAAAAGGAUCUCCCUCCCAUACCUACAGUGACUCCUGGAUCAAAUUCCAAAGUGAAGCCCCCACACAGCUAUGCCACUCUUAUCGCCAUGGCAAUAAGCUCUGCCCCCGAAAGAAAAAUGAGUCUGAAUGAUAUUUACACAUGGAUCAGUGACACUUUCCCUUAUUAUAGCAGAGCAGGAAGAGGCUGGAAGAACUCCAUUCGACACAAUUUGUCCCUCAAUAAGUGUUUCCGGAAAGUUCCUCGACCACAGAGUGACCCUGGGAAGGGGUCAUACUGGACAAUGGAUGGACCCAAUCCAUCUCAACCCGGAGGAGUCAAACGUCCUUACCCUGAAGAGGAAGAGUUACAGACUCCAUCCUUAGAGGACUAUGAGCCUGCCAAUCAACCAGAGCCCCUCCCACCCCAAUCAGACAUCAAGAAUAUAUUCUCUCCCCCUCCUUGCAAGCAACGCCCAGGUGCUCCAAUACCAGCACCUGUUUCAACCUCUCACCCUUCAAACCCUCAUGCUGAACCCCCUCUUCGAUUCUCCUUUGCCGAUUUAAAUCUUCCAGACCUGUACAAUUCGUUUCAGUCCCUGUGUCGUUCUGUGAGAGACAGAGUUACAUCACAAUCGGAUGUUCCCAGUUUAUCAGGACUUAUGAAUGACAUUACACCACUCCACACCCCAACCCUGCCUCCUCUCUCCCCCUGCCUUUGUCCAAACCCCAAUGCAAACCAGUACAUCACCCCACACCUUAAUGCCAACGGCACCUUCAACCCAAAUUCUGCUAAUACCAACGCAAGUUUUAUCCACAACCUAAACCAGAAUCCCUCUAAUAUUCAUUCAAAUUUAAACACUGAGCCUGACAGUUUGCUGCACAAUAAUGUUGUUCCUGCAGACUGGUUUAGUAAUGCAGACUCUCUGAGAGAGAGUUUUAGAAUAGCAAGCAGUCUGGACUGGGCGAACAUUGACCUCACCAGCCACCCUGACCUGGUGGAGAGCAUGAGACAGGCUGAGCUACGUGACUGGGCGUUGGAUUCACAACUCUUUACCUCACUCUGUGAUUCCCUCAACCGUUUCUUCACUCAAAAGGGUCUCAUCGGUUCUACUUCUGGUUUCCCCUCCUCUUUAGGACAAAUGGCCCCACAUCCUCUCACUAUGCCAUCCACCAACCAUCCCACCCUGGCUAGUUUAACUCAACCGUCUCCACUAAUCUACCCCUCCCAGCUCCCUCUCUCCUCUGGUGAACCUCCGCUCGCAAGUCCUGGGAGAUCCCUGACACCCCAACACCAGACUGCACAGAGAACACCAGAGUUGCAGCCCACAACAAGCCAGCCUCUGACUCCUAACGCACUUCAAAAUCAGCCACUGACCCCAAGAAGCCGUCCGCCUUUGAAGAACCUUCAUAGCAAUAGUGAGGAAAUCCAGGAUGACUUUGAUUGGGAUUCACUGAUUGAGUAAUGUUUGUGACUCGUUGGCCUACAGACAGACAUUAUACAGGAUAUACAAUAAAAACACACCUGGAGCCAAUUAAGAUACGAGGUAACAGUAUCUGUAAACAAGGAAAUGAGGCCAACUCAUCAAUCAUUCAUGGAUGUUUCAUGUGCUGUAUGUACAGUAUGGCACAAAAGCAGACUUGUUAACUAUACCAGCGAGCAUCAUUCAAGUAUGUUUCUUUGAUUCAACUUUCCUUGUAUUUAAUAUUACACAGUAAUCGGGACCAAAUUGUACAUUUUACAAUAACCUUUGUGUAUCAAAUGUUUAGUCACGUAUCAAGGCACCUUAUAAGUACCUGAACUACUCAACAGGUUGUGGGCGAGUCAAACCUGACUGUGUUUUCUUAGCGUACCGUCCCUAUUUGUCUAGCCUACUAUGCCACCUGGCUUUACGUCAGCAUAUGACGUUAUGUAACAAUGUAAAUAAAGUUAGCACUUCCAAAGCCUUAGCCAACAGACAAUGGCUAGGUUUGUUGCUGGAUGUUGAAAUAGACUAUUUAAAACUGACUGCAAAGUGAAUGUCAGCCUAUUAAACAAAUUGAACGUACACUAACAAUUUGUACUAUAAGGAGAAAUGGAGUUAAGCUGUAUCCUGAGGUACUUAUGACUAUACAUGAGUUUAUUUUGACUGAAAUAAUGACAUUUGUUACAUUACUUUUUGUCACCUUUUCACUUUAGCAUACUCGCAUAAAAAUAAAGGUGCUAGAUGAAUUUUUUUUUAGAUGUGGUUUAAAAAAGACUUUUAAUAUUUAAUAAACCUUUCUGUUUGACAAAAGGGCUUUUUGUCGUGGACAAGAGGUAAGAAAGAAAUCAUUCAGGAACCUUUGACUGAAACAAGGUUUUUAUGGGAAUCAAAAAUCGUUCAUGACAUCGUUGAAAAUAGCACCUUUAUUUUUAAGGAGAGCUGAGAUUAUUCUUUUAUUUAAAAAUAAAACGUGGAACUUUUUUAUAAUUGAUUUAUAAGCACCAAUGCAAUAAAAAGUUCAUUUUGUGAAUUUUUUAUUUAUUAAAUUUCUUUGAAUUUUUUUCCAUUUUAUUUUUAAAUGUGAAUGUUCACAGUCAACACCACACAAUAUUUGACCAUAGCCAAUAUUAGAGAAAUAUCUCAUUUUCAUAUAAAAUUAUUCAUUGAAAGUAAAUAAAUGAUAACAGCAUGAAUUAU
Molecule: messenger RNA, 3215 nt
Organism: Misgurnus anguillicaudatus (oriental weatherfish)
Lineage: Eukaryota; Metazoa; Chordata; Actinopteri; Cypriniformes; Cobitidae
Gene: foxj2
Product: forkhead box J2
Biological process (GO): regulation of transcription by RNA polymerase II
Cellular component (GO): nucleus
Molecular function (GO): DNA-binding transcription factor activity, RNA polymerase II-specific; RNA polymerase II cis-regulatory region sequence-specific DNA binding
Source: RefSeq, a predicted model, not a curated record